Messenger RNA from Tupaia belangeri chinensis (Chinese tree shrew), 2062 nucleotides. RefSeq names its product chromogranin A (gene CHGA). The record is from RefSeq and is a predicted model, not a curated record. Lineage: Eukaryota; Metazoa; Chordata; Mammalia; Scandentia; Tupaiidae. Gene Ontology annotation, biological process: negative regulation of insulin secretion; defense response to bacterium; negative regulation of catecholamine secretion. The transcript is spliced from 8 exons. Gene Ontology annotation, cellular component: chromaffin granule. Bases 348 to 1661 code for a protein of 437 amino acids.
AGGCUGAGAGAGGGGAGGCGGGGGAGAUGGAGUGAGCCGGGCCGGACCCCCUGGGGGUGGGGAGAGGGGGGCAGAGGAGGCCCACUGAAGUCAUUUCCGGGGUCGGGGGUUUAUAAGCUGGGCGCGGAGCGCUACUCCUACCGCUGCAGACACUGCUACUGCGGUACUUGAGCCAGUGCGGAGAGCCCUGCGGGCGGACAGACAGACAAACGCAGAUCCAGACGCUGCGCUCCCCAACUCGGCCCCAGCACCGCCGCAGCCGACCCCGGCCGCCGCUCCAGACACCCCUCUCCUGAUACCGCCGUCUCCGCCCCACAUCGCCAGCUGCUCGGCGCCCCGGGUUCGCCAUGCGCUCCGCGGCUGUUCUGGCGCUUCUGCUUUGCGCCGGGCAAGUCACUGCCCUCCCUGUGAACAGCCCAUUGAAUAAAGGGGACACUGAGGUGAUGAAGUGCAUCGUCGAGGUCAUCUCGGACACGCUUUCCAAGCCCAGCCCCAUGCCCGUCAGCCAGGAGUGUUUCGAGACACUCCGAGGAGAUGAGAGGAUCCUUUCCAUCCUGCGGCAUCAGAAUUUACUGAAGGAGCUUCAGGACCUUGCUCUCCAAGGUGCCAAGGAGAGGGCCCAGCAGAAGAAACACAGCAGCUUUGAGGAAGAACUCUCAGAGGUUCUGGAGAACCAGAGCAGCCCAGCCAAGCAGAAAGAGAUGAUGGAAGAGGCACCCUCCGCGGAGACCACAGAGAAGAGAGCAGAUUCGAAUGAGGCGGAGGAGAGUGCUGAGGUCACAGAAGCCCGACCCCACUCCCUGGAGCUCGGGCAGGAGUCCACGACCGAGGCUUACCCCCAAGGCCUCCCGGAGGCGGACACCCACCCCCACAUCCCAGCCCACUUCUCCAGCCAGAGACCCACCGGCACACAGGCCGAGGAAGACAGCGAGGGACUCUCUCAGGUUCUGGUGGACAGCGAGAAGGGCCUGAGUGCCGGGCAGGAGCAGCAGGAGAAGAGACAAGAGGAGGAGGAGGAAACGGAGGCGGAGGCUAGGGAGAAGGUUGUCCCCGAGGACGAAGGCCCCACCACAACAUCCCAGCCCCACCCGAGCCUCAGUUACAAGGAGAGCCAGAAAGACGAGGGUCCAUCUGAGGUCCUGGCCGUGGACAGCGUGGUGAAGAUAGGGGCCGAGGAGGCUCAGUCCCCUGAGGGGAAGAGGGAGAGGGAGCACGCCCUGCAGCAGGAGGUCGCGGGGAGGCCGCGAGCAGAGCUGAAGCGGCAGGAGGGAGAGGAGGAGGAGCAGCUCUCCAAGGAGUGGGAAGAUGCCAAGCGAUGGAGCAAGAUGGACCAGCUGGCCAAGGAGCUGGCAGCCGAGAAGAGGCUAGAAGGGGAGGAGGACGAUGACCCUGACCGCUCCAUGAAGCUCUCCUUCCAGAGCCGCGCCUAUGGCUUCCGUGGCCCCAGGCAUCAGCUGCGACGAGGCUGGAGGCCGUCCUCCCAGGAGGACAGCAUAGAGGCAGGCCUGCCCCUCCAGGUCCGCAGCUACCCCGAGGAGAAGAAGGAGGAGGAGGGCAGCGCCAACCGCAGACCAGAGGACCAGGAGCUGGAGAGCCUGUCGGCCAUCGAGGCAGAGCUGGAGAAGGUGGCCCAGCAGCUGCAGGCCCUGCGGCGGGGCUGAGGUGCUGCGGGAGGGGCCGCCGGGCCCUCAGGCAUGCUGUGGUCUGGGCUCUGCUGCCCCCUUGCAGGUCCUGGCCAGAUGGUCCAGAUGCUGCUUCCGGUAGGGAGAUGGCCUCCAGCCGCCCCAGUCCAGGCCACCCUGUCACCACCCCCAUGCUCCUUUCCUUUUGCUCUCAUCCCCGCCCUGGAACGCCUCUGCCGGGUGGGCCCCCAUGACUUUCAACAUCAAUGAGCCCUUCUCUGAACACAGGCAGCUUUCUAGAAGUUUCCUAUCCACCAUCACAUCCUCUGGGCACAACUGCAAUAACUUCCGACUUUUUGGUGAAAGCUGAGAACUCUUGACUGUAAUGUAGUCUAUAAAAAGUUUUACCUAAAGAAAAAUAAAUCCGUUCUGGGCUCUUU